AUGUUGCCCACCCUCGUGCGGCGGCUUGCCCAGGCUGCAAAGCCGCAGCUCAAUGAGGCGGCUGUGAAUUACAAAUACAAGCUCAAGAAAGUGUGGCCACCCGACAUGGGGACCAUGAGUCCGCAGCAGCAGUUGCGGUUCGAGAAGAAGUACAAGCGGAGGCUGAAGCUCGCCUCGGCCAGGCCGCGCUGGGAUAAAUUCGUGAGGCUGGCGCAGCUGUUCACAGUA
Molecule: messenger RNA, 228 nt
Organism: Thermothielavioides terrestris NRRL 8126
Lineage: Eukaryota; Fungi; Ascomycota; Sordariomycetes; Sordariales; Chaetomiaceae
Exons: 1
Source: RefSeq, a predicted model, not a curated record